ACGAAAGGUUUGCCGUAAGAAAGGAUUUGUUCCUUACGUUUGUGCGUUAGAAAUCAAAAAUGAUCGGCCAGCGAAUCUUGGCUUCGAUGGGCCGCCAGAUUGGCCGCACGCUAAGCCGGCGUAGCCUGGCAGAUGCUGCUCCAGCGCGUGAAGGAAUGGCUUUCACACUGGCCUCUCCAUCGGAAAUGUACUACCAUAACGCCGAUGUGAAACAGGUCGACGUCCCAUCCUACUCUGGCGAUUUCGGCAUCCUUGCUUAUCAUGUCCCUUGCUUGGCCGUGCUAAAACCUGGCGUUGUGACUGUUUACCCGAAGGAUGGCGACCUAAAGAGAUACUUCGUAUCUUCGGGAACCAUUACAAUUAACGAGGAUUCAACGGUGCAAGUACUCGCAGAACAGGCCGUGCCUGUAGAUAGGCUUGAUAGCGGGCUUGUGCAGGACGGCCUUCAGAAAGCUCAGCAACAGCUUGCCUCUGCUGGAGAUGAAGGGGCCAAGAUGGAGGCACAGAUACUCGUCGAGGUGCAUGAGGCUAUGCAAAAGGCGGUUAUCGGACUCUAAACGCCCAACUGCUACAUCAUGUAGAACAACUAAAUUACCUGCGUUAGGUCGUCCACUAAAACUUGAAGAAAAGCGUCGGAUCAUGGCCUCGACGAGAGUUUCUUUAUCUUAAUGAAAAACUAGUUUGUACCAAAUUCGGAAGAUAUCCCGCAUGAUAUAAGGAUGCUGAGAAUAGCUCGUUCGGUAUUCUGUUAAAAGAAUUUUUUUUCGUAUCAUCAAAUUCAAAGCGGUGAUUUCAAGGUCCUAAAGGGUCGUCUGAAUGUAGAUGCAGAAUAUCCAAUGUUAUUGUAUUGCGAGAGAUUUGAGUUAUUUUACUAGAAAUCGUUCCACUUGAAUCGGAAUGUGAGAAUGUGAUGGUAAGCUUGCGAUAAUAAAUAUAAAUAAGAUAUGAAAUUAA
Messenger RNA from Varroa destructor (honeybee mite), 954 nucleotides. RefSeq names its product ATP synthase, delta subunit (gene ATPsyndelta). Gene Ontology annotation, molecular function: proton-transporting ATP synthase activity, rotational mechanism. Gene Ontology annotation, biological process: proton motive force-driven ATP synthesis. The record is from RefSeq and is a predicted model, not a curated record. Lineage: Eukaryota; Metazoa; Arthropoda; Arachnida; Mesostigmata; Varroidae.